GGGGGUUUUGCGGACUGCGGGUCUGCAAGAUGGCGUCAAUCGUGCUACUGAAGGAGAAGAAGCUCAUGGAGGUUAAACUUGGAGAGUUGCCAAGCUGGAUCUUGACGUGGAAUUUCACCCCCAGUGGCAUUGUGGGAGCCUUCCAGAGAGGUUACGAUCGGUAUUACAACAAAUACAUCAAUGUGCGGAAAGGCAGCAUCUCAGGGGUUAACAUGGUGCUGGCAGCCUACGUGGUUUUCAGCUAUUGCAUUUCUUACAAGGAACUUAAACAUGAGCGGCGACGCAAGUACCACUGAAGAAGGGUCGCUAUGGAUGGCACUGCACACU
Molecule: messenger RNA, 327 nt
Organism: Phodopus roborovskii (desert hamster)
Lineage: Eukaryota; Metazoa; Chordata; Mammalia; Rodentia; Cricetidae
Product: ATP synthase subunit f, mitochondrial-like
Exons: 1
Coding region: 30-296 (88 amino acids)
Biological process (GO): proton motive force-driven mitochondrial ATP synthesis
Molecular function (GO): proton-transporting ATP synthase activity, rotational mechanism
Source: RefSeq, a predicted model, not a curated record